GAACGAAAAGUGAUUUUGAUACGGUUAAACAACAACGAGUAUAAUGAAACAAUCACUGGUACAAUUGGUUAUAAUGAUAAUUGUUUCCAUCAUACCAAUCGCGUUCUUGUCUAGAAAAACAGGUCACUACAACCCUGGGCGAUAAAUUAGGUUUGCGUGGAAACGUUGAGUUUAGAUCCACUUUUGAAAUUGUAUAGGGUGACUUGAAACCGCUCAAGGUCGUGCGCUGGACAUCCUCACAAACUUCGUGCUUCAAUGAUAUUAGUUUUAAUGAUUUCAGCCUAAUGCAUCCACUUCGAUGAUUUAUGCCUCUUACCCUAUACGAUAUUUACCACCAGAAAGUUAAUCGUUAUUUAAGGAUUUCCCCUACCGAAUUUCACACGUUUUAGGGCAAUAUAUCUAUUCUAAAAUGUUGAGUGAGUGUUGCAGAUAUCGUUACCGUUGCAGUCAUUGGAAACUUCGGAAUUACUUAGCUUUCUGGUAUUUCGGUUUGGGUAAUAAUUUCUCAUAUGUGAUUAUGCUAAGUGCAGCUGUGGAUAUAAUACGAAAACACCAACACUCGCAGAUCGAAUUCACUACGAACAUCAGUACAUAUCACAUAAAUUGUACAGAGAUUGGGACGGGGAGUGUCCUGUUGGCAGAUAUACUUCCAAGUAUGAUUUUCAAGUUUAUUUCCCCAAUAUUUAUACAAAAACUUCAUUUCCACUUCAAAAUUUUAUGCGCUGUCCUACUGGCCAUUAAUAGUUUUUUGGUGGUUUCAUUUUCUCAGUCUUUCUCUACGAGUCUUUUUGGGAUUGUUUCUGCAAGUUUAUCUUCAGGAAUUGGAGACGUUACUUUCUUAAGCAUGGUAGCUUUUUUUGACAAAUCUUGUAUUUCGGCUUGGUCAUGUGGAACUGGUGCAGCCGGUCUAAUCGGUUCACUUUAUUAUGUUGGCUUGACAUCAGUAACAACACCGGAAAUUACAUUAUGUAUUGUUAUUGUGGUUCCAUGUACUACAUUGUUAGUGUAUUUCUUCGUUCUAGACAGACCUCAUCAUGAAAAAUUUCGACUGUGUUUCAACCCUAUGGUUUCAUCGAACAAUUCCACAAUGUCAACAGAGAGGAUAAAUACGUUAGUAACUAGUGAUGAGUCAGAGCACAUUGAGGUUGUAAAUGACAGCGAGGUAAUCACUCAUUCUGAUGGGUAUAUUCAACUGAGAAAUGAAGAUGACAUGGUUUAUCAUGACAGUUCACAAAUUCCGAAUAAUUCAUCUCUACCUGUUCUAAAUCAACAACAACCUACAUGGAAAAUAAAACUACAGUUGUUGAAGGGAAUGAUUAUUUCAUUAUUUUGUCUAGUUUCAGUUUAUUUCUUCGAGUAUUUAAUUAAUCAGUCAUUGUUUGAAUUACUUUACUUUCAAAAUACACGUUUAACUGCUCCAGAACAAUAUAGAUGGUAUCAAGUACUUUAUCAAAUUGGUGUAUUUUUAUCAAGAUCGUCAGUCAAUUUUAUUCAUUUUAAGACUACUUGGAUUAUGUCACUUCUACAAGCUAUAAAUUUUGUAAUUUGUUUAUUACAAGUGAUCUAUUCUUAUAUACCACAUAUAUGGAUAAUGUUCAUGGUGAUAUUCUAUGAAGGAUGUCUAGGUGGUUUAACUUAUGUUAAUACGUUUUAUAAUAUUCUUCAAGAAACUUCUCCUAUCUACCGUGAAUAUGCAAUGGCGAUGGCAACUGUAUCUGAUUCAAUUGGCGUAGCUGGAGCUGGAUUUCUAUCCAUAUAUUUACAUAAUUGGUUGUGUCAUAUAUUAACUUGAUGAUCGUAAUAUAAUUUUUUUUUAAUAAUGUAUUUUAUUACAAAUCAUUUCCAACUAACCAUCUUUAUUCGGUUUAAUUUUUUAACUACAAUGUUAUUGUUUUGCAUAUGAUUAGAAUGUUUUUAAUAUUACCAUAAUAAUAAUAAUAAUUGUUAUC
Messenger RNA from Schistosoma rodhaini, 1949 nucleotides. The record is from the annotation of a GenBank genome assembly. Lineage: Eukaryota; Metazoa; Platyhelminthes; Trematoda; Strigeidida; Schistosomatidae.